CCCUCAGACUAAGAGCUGCGAGCCUACUCUUUACCUCGUGACUGUAGACCCACUGUGUGCUACUUUCACAAACCGAGUCCUCACUAAAGCUUCAGCUUUACGUGUCUUAUCAUAUAAAGUUUUGGUGGAGUUUAAAGUUGCUUGUUCAAAUCUAGAACCAUGGAAAACCUGGAGAAGCAGCUGAUUUGUCCUAUAUGCCUGGAAAUAUUUACAAAGCCGGUUGUCAUUCUACCCUGUCAACACAACCUCUGCAGAAAAUGUGCCAAUGAUGUUUUCCAGUCUUCAAACCCAUACCUUACGACAAGAAGUGGCUCGCUGACAUCCGGUGGCCGUUUCCGAUGCCCGUCCUGCCGACAUGAGGUGGUCCUGGACAGGCAUGGCGUUUACGGCCUGCAGAGGAACCUGCUGGUUGAGAAUAUCAUUGAUAUGUUCAAGGAGUCCACUAGCAACAAGCCAGCACCAGAGAAAAAGGAGGAAACGCCCAUCUGUGAUGUCCACAAGGAGGAGAAGCUCAACAUUUUCUGUGUGACCCACAGCGUGCCCACUUGCUCCAUGUGUAAGGUUUUCGGAGCCCACAAAGACUGUCAGGUGGAGCCCAUCAGCAGCAUCUACCAGACAAAGAAGACGGAGCUGAGUGAUGGGAUUGCCAUGAUCGUCGGCAGCAAUGACAGGAUACAAGGCAUAAUCAGUCAGCUAGAUGAAGCCUGUCGUGUCAUAGAGGAGAAUAGCCGGAGACAGAAGACUGUGGUGUGCGAGAAGUUUGACCAGCUGUACUCCGUCCUGGAGGAGAAGAAAAGGGCAAUGAGUCAGAAGGUGACAGCCGAACAAGAAGAAAAGGUGAACUAUAUCCGAAGCCUGACAAGGAAAUACGGCGACCAUCUGGAGGAGAGCUGCAAGAUUGUGGAGAUGGGGAUUCAGACUAUGGAGGAGCCAGAAAUGGCUUUAUUCCUUCAGAACACAAAGCCACUCUUAAAAAAGAUUGCAGAAGCAUCCAGUACAGCACACUUGGAUAAAGUUGAACUUGGCUAUGAGAGUAUGGAUCACUACAGCGUGGAAUUCAAGAAAGAGAGCCAGGCCCUUUGCAGCAUCGACUUCAUGCAAGAUGAGGAGGAGGAUGGAGAGGAUGAGGAUGCAGAGGCAGGUGCUGAGGAGACGGAAGGGGCACAGACUGUUUCUGCUGGCAGUGAAGUGUUAGCCAGCCCCAACCAGCCUCCUGCACCCCUGAACGUAAGCUCCUCACCUGAUGCAACCAGGAUCACUCCCUCCAGCUAGACAUCAUCUGCUGUUCAAGACGAUGCCCAAACCAAGGGCAGUAGAACUGUUGCUCUUUGAUAUUGAGUUCAGAUCUCUUCUGAUGCAUUUUCACACAGAGAACCGAAAGAAACGUAGGCUAAGUGAAAUGUAGAUAUGCACAGAACUGGAUGGAAGGUAGAUCUGAAAGAAGACAGCGAUACCUAUUGUUGUUAUUUCUUUUCAUUUGACUGAAUAUUGUUUGAUUCCUCCUUUUCAUUUUAGAUAUAAUCAGUGGCAAAAAGACUGCCGUUAAUGUCUUGUGGUUUUCUUCCAGAAUUCAGUUGUACUCAUACAUUUUUCAUGGCACUGACCUUUUGCAACUCACUGCUUAAACUACAUCAUUAGACUGCGUAAAAAGUGGACGUCGUGGACUUUUUUGAGUGCGGUACCCUUUUCUAACUAUCUGUAUAAUGUGUUGUUUCCUAUCGUGUUAAACAAGUAUAUUUUCCUAUUACGACCCAUUUUUUAGAUAUUUUUUUUGCCAUUUGAGGGCAUAUUUUCUUUGUUAUGUGACUUUAAAAACAUUUGAAUAAACCCUAACUCUAUCCUUU
This is a messenger RNA of Cololabis saira (Pacific saury), 1844 nucleotides long. It is a transcript of the gene trim55b, whose product is annotated as tripartite motif containing 55b. Bases 160 to 1272 code for a protein of 370 amino acids. The record is from RefSeq and is a predicted model, not a curated record. Lineage: Eukaryota; Metazoa; Chordata; Actinopteri; Beloniformes; Belonidae. Gene Ontology annotation, molecular function: zinc ion binding. The transcript is spliced from 8 exons.